CCUUGCCCCAUGUGUGCCCACUCGACCACUUCAAUCAGCAGAAUUGACACUGCUACAGAUGCUUCAUCUAUAAAAACUUGAUUGUAGAGUGUGGCAGCGCCUACACUGCGGAAUUCCCUGCCUAUUGAAAUCAAGCAGGCACCUGCUAAAAAACAUUGAUUCAACGAGCCUACCCAGAUGUUUAGAAAGUUGAGGUGAUUUUAACCUGUUAUAAUAUUUUAAUUUUUGUGUGUUUAAAAGUAGGGUUGUAUCCCCCCCCCUUGAUUUUAUUGAUUUAUCUUUUUCUUAACCACUUUGAUUGCGAAAGAAAAAUAAAAUAAAAACAUCAAUCAAUCAAUCAAUCAAUAAAAUAACAUUACUUCUGGGAAUUCUGCCUGGAAGCUGACAGAUUACACAUUAUCAUGCAUUUGACACUGAGACUGGCCCUACCAUUGGGCAAAGUGAGGCAACUGGCUCAUGCAGAGCACAUACUGGGUGGCAGCAGUAGCAGCAGCUCCCCUGGCUUCGUCUCCUGAGUUCCCAAGCCAUUCCCUGACUUCUGGAAGUCACGUGUGUGUGUCACAUACCUCUCCUGGAACUCCCUAUUACCAGGGCAGAGGUAAGAUUGCACUGCUAGUCCAGUCAGUUUACGUAGGUGGAAUGGGGAGGAGGCGCCAUCUUGUCUUCUGCCUCAGGCAGCAAAAUGUCUUGAGCCGGUCCUGUUUGGCAGCUUUUGUCCUUUCGCUUGACCUGAAACACACAAUCUUCAUAGCAUCUGAGCAUGCAACAUUCUAAUACACCAAACUAGCCUUCCCAUUCCUCCCUACUGCCCCCUCAAAUAGUUUUAAUAGUCUCAGUACAUGCCCGUCCUACAUACACCCUGCUCAGCUUAUCUAGGGGAAACUGAAACAAUAUCUGCCGUCCUAAAUACACAGCUUGUGUUUCUCUUUGCCACCUUUGCUGUUUCCACUGGCUACAUCUGUCUUCUUUUUUACUCUGACCCCCUUCCUUCCUUUCUCUCCCACUCCCACCCAAAUCUUUUCUCCUCCAACUCAUCUUGUCUUCCUUUCCUCUCCCUGUGGCCUAUGUGGUAUAGCCUGCAAUUUGAGUUUCCAGCUGUUUAACUGGCUCUCCUCCUGUGCCUUUAACAGCAGUCCGUCAGGUAGACAUAUAACAGGUGAAGCUGUUCUCCUCACUUUCUACUAUUGUUACCAUACCCUCCAAUAUUUCUCUGAUGAAACUAGGAAUGUCCUAUUCAACAACAAAAACAAAAACUAAUUAAUUUUAUUUUUUAUACCCCACCCAUCUGACUGCUUUGCCACUCAGGGCGACUUCCAACAUAUAUAAGAAACAUAAUAAGGCAUUAUACACUUUUUUAAAACUUCCCUAAUAUAGGGCUGCCUUCAGAUGGCUCAGGGGUCAGAUAACUCCAUACCCUCCAACAAUUCUCCGAUGAAAAUAUGGACAUCCUAAAGAAAAGCGGGACAUUAUGGAAUUAAAUAAAAAACUGGAAUGACUUCUAUAAAAGUGCUACAUCUCUGGAAAACAGGGACACUUGGAGGGUCUGUAUUAUUAUUAUUAUUAUUAUUAUUAUUAUUAUUAUUAUUAUUUGCCCUAUACCCGCAGGUCUCAGGGCGGUUCACAGCAUAAAAUCACAAUAUAAAAACACAAAAUACAUAUUUUCACCUGCUCGAUUUGUGGGUGCCAGGCGGCAGCUAAAAGGCACAGAAGCAGGGGCAUUAAAAAGAAAAAGGUAACCCUUUUCCAAUAAUCUGUUUUGGCAAAUUUCAUGAUUCCCCUCCCUGUUCCAAACAGCUUAUUUAUUUCUUUAUUACAUUCACAUCACACGGUUGUCUUCAAGGAGUUUAAGGUGCAAUACAUGGUUCUCCCUAUACCCAUUCAAUUCUGACAACAACCCUGUGAGGGAAGAAUGGAGCCACGGCAGGGCGAGAUGCUGAUGAAGGACAACCAGGAAUGGUGGCCAGAGAGAAGGAAAGAGGAGCAGCCCAAGGCAGCAGAUGUGAAUGGUGGAGGACCUCUGCAGGGAGCGUCUCCUUUAAGCCCUGGGGUGGCGCCGGAAAAGGGGAACGGUUGCCAGGAUGAAGGUGAGAGGAGGCUAGGACAAGGGGUCGCCCCAAGCCAAGAGGGUGCAGGUGCCAAGCAACAGCUGCCAAAUGGCUCCAGAAGAGAAGGCCCUUCGGAAGAGGAGAUUUCAGAAGAUCAAAGCCUAAGGGCCCCCCAAGGCGAUUCAGGCCUAGGCAAAGGAAACAAGAUGGGCGUAUUAAAAAGAUCAGCCAAGGAGGAACUGGAGCCAACCGGAGGGAGGAGGUCUGAGGAAUCCAUGAUGCGGGAGCUCUCUGAGAUGGUGCAGGAUGUGGUGAAGAGCAGCAGCUGGUGGGAGAGGCAUGGCAUCGAUGGCACAAUCAUCGCUUUGAACCUUCUCUCCCUGCCAGUAGGGUUCCUGCUUCUGCGUUCUGACAAUCUGUUCCCUUUCCUGUUGGGCAUUGCCAUCUUGGGUGUGGUACAUCAAACCCUCACUGUGAAGGGGAGCCACCUGGCCACCCACAAUGCUCUGGCAGAGUCCAAGUCCUGGGGAAAAAUAUGGGCCGUAUUCUUCCUUGAGGUUUGCUCUGCUUUCACGGCAGAACAGGGGUCCUACAACCAUGUGAAAAUGCACCACGCUUACACAAAUGUCAUCGGCCUGGGAGACUCUAGCACAUGGAAGCUUCCCUUCCUGAACCGCUAUGUUUACAUGUUCAUUGCACCCAUCGCAGUGCCCAUCCUCACCCCUUUGGUAGCCAUUGGCUUGCUCAAAGAAGUUGAACUGAAGACGGCCAUCCGGACGCUCUGUUGCAUGUUUGUUGGUCUGUACUCCCAUUACUGGCUGCUGAUCAACAUCUCAGGUUUCCAGUCCAUGUGGUCCACUCUCAGUUGCAUGCUGGUCACACGAGCUCUCCUUUCUCACCCUUACAUCCAUGUUAAUAUCUUCCAGCAUAUUGGCCUGCCAAUGUUCGCAGCUGACAAAAAGCCCAAACGGAUUCACAUGAUGAGCUGCGGUGUUCUGAACCUGCCUCGAAAUCCCCUGCUGGACUGGUCCUUUGGGCACUCGAUCAUCAGCUGCCACGUGGAGCAUCAUCUCUUCCCAGCACUUUCUGAUAACAUGUGCCUGAAGAUCAAGCCAAUUGUUUCCCGGUACUUUAAAGAGAAGAAGUUGACAUACAAUGAGGAUUCUUAUUGGUCCCGCCUGAAGUUGUUCCUGGCCAAAUAUGAAGAACUGAUGGUCCACGCGCCACCUAUUUCUGAACUUGUUGGGAUUCAGUGACAACUCUUCUAGGACACAUAGCUGUUAUAAACCUAAGGCAAGACUUCUCUUUCCCAGGAUCAAGAAAUUUAGAAUUCAGAUUAGGAACUGGAUCAAGCUAUCAAGGGGAACACCAGCAUGUCUUUAAUAUCUUCCAUAUGGACAAGUAGAUGACCUUUUGGAUAAGAAACUGCAUCUGCUCAGUGAUGAGUCAAAGGGGAGAUCAGUUGCUCCUAUACAAGAGAUAUUUUUAAUACUUUGACUCCCCUCCCCGCUCUCUUUUAAUUUUGCACACCGACAACUUUGAUGCAUCCUUCCCAUGAAUUAUAGAGUAGGGAUGGUGAACCUGCAGACCCUCCAGUCAAGACAUUGCUAUAUUAGAGUUUCCAUCAUCCCUGACCAUGUUUGCUGGGGCUGAUAAGAGUUAUGUUUCAGCAACAAAUGGAGAGCCACAGGUUUGCCACUCCUGCUGUAAGGGCUGAUUCAUGCGUUAUUUCCCCCGCUGCCCCUUAAACAGAUGUAACGUUCAUGCCAGGAAACACUUGCACACAGCAAGAUGGUUAAGUGGUGUUCCCCCGCACGACUUUGGUGUAUGGCUCAGAUCAGACUGAUGCUGAUUUAUGAAUCCACAAUAGAGGAAAUUUCAUACUGCUUUCCAUUCAUUACAGCAGACAUGAAAUGUGUGGAGGUUCUGUCUGCAAGGGGGAAAGUAAUACAUGAAAGAUCAAGUUGACUCCUGUCCCAGUGCAGACAGGAUAACUCAGGGACUUUGUUAAACUUUGUUAAACUUAGCUAAAUCACUUAAGUCAAGCCUCCAAUCUAGGACAAUUGAAAAGGUGAUACUUCUCUAUGGAAUGAUUGAUGGGCCUUGAAGGCAAAUUUCCAGAACUGCCAAAAUGGAAGUUACCUCUGCAAAUGAUGACAGCCCAUAAGCCAGGGCAACACAACCACCUUGGGUGGUAGACUUCUUAACAAGAAUGAUGUUGGGGGGGAAGCCUAUAUUAAAGACUGCUGCUGUGGAAAUUAUUAUGCAAUGCGGGGGGGGGGAGGUAGGAAGAAAAUGAAUUCUUAUAUUACCUCCCCCUCCCCCUAAAAUUUCCUGUGAUGGAGAACUUGCGUUCUUGAGAUAAAACUGGUAAUGCAAUUUUA
Messenger RNA from Podarcis raffonei (Aeolian wall lizard), 4429 nucleotides. It is a transcript of the gene FADS6, whose product is annotated as fatty acid desaturase 6. Gene Ontology annotation, cellular component: membrane. Gene Ontology annotation, molecular function: oxidoreductase activity, acting on paired donors, with oxidation of a pair of donors resulting in the reduction of molecular oxygen to two molecules of water. NCBI's taxonomy places the organism in Eukaryota, Metazoa, Chordata, Lepidosauria, Squamata, Lacertidae. Gene Ontology annotation, biological process: lipid metabolic process. The transcript is spliced from 7 exons. Bases 1910 to 3301 code for a protein of 463 amino acids. The record is from RefSeq and is a predicted model, not a curated record.